CUCAGGAAAAAUAGAAAUGUGAUCAACCACGGAUAAAUUUCUUUAAUUAUCAACUGAUAUACAACAUACACACACAUCGAGAACGUCUUGCAAAGAGCUUUGUGAUGUUAUCGAGCGUUUCGUCUCGAGCGAUUUACGGGAAACAUAUCAAAGACCUCAUCGAGUGAGGUUAAGUCAGAGGGGGUGGAGGUGUAAACUAUAUUAAUUAUGUCGAUUUAUUUAACGACAAAAUAAAAAAAAAAAAAAAACGAUCGAUCUACAAUGGCUGAUAAUAAUUUGGCAAAAGUUUUUGCGGCUGAAGAUUUCAACCCAGAAAAAUUUGUGAAGGAACUCAGUGCGCAAUGCGUCGGUGCGGACGACUUGAGGCAACAACGUGCAAAAAUACAAGAAUUAGCAAACAACACGUCCGCUCAAUUAAAACGAAAUGUUUAUCAAAACUACAUGCAAUUUAUUGAGACUGCCAAGGAGAUUUCGCACUUAGAAAGUGAGAUGUAUCAAUUGUCACAACUUUUGAGUGAGCAACGUGCCUUGUUAAGCACAUUAGGAUCGACCAGAACUGCGGGUGUUGUGUUCGAGGAUUUAUCUGAGUCGCAGCAAGAGAACUCAGCUAAUUCUACAUCCAAAGAAGAGGAACAAAAGCAGAAGCUUAUCGAACUAAUUGAAAAUGUAGAAGGUGCUCUGAGUUUGGCCGAAGUGCCAGGACGUGUAUGUUUGCAUGAAGGUUCUCUGCUGGAGCUGGAUCCAAUUGAUGGAACACCAUUAAAGAGAAUUCAUGCAUAUUUGUUUAAUGACAUCUUGAUGAUUGCAUCUUGGCUAGCCAAUGGUGGUAGACGCGGCCCACCUAGAUACAAAAUGCAAGCAGUUUAUAAUUUAGAGAGCCUAGCAAUAGUUAAUGUAAGAGAUCAUGGCACGGUGAAACUGGCAUUCAAAUUAUUAGCGUUUUCCGACACGAGAGUGUUCCAGUGCACCACAGCGACAAGUAAAAAAGAAUGGUUGGAUAAAUGCGAGCAAGCUAAAAGAGCAAAACUAGCGGAAGAAAAUUCUGUUAAUAACGCGCAGGAGAAUAAUAAGCAUCCAAAAGAGAAUAAAGUGGAACCUUCUCGUUCGAUGUCGCUGGAUUCGAACACAUUAGGGAUGGAUGACGAUGAUGAUUCGGAAUACCACGAACCGCCUCCGGAAUGGGUAUUAGAAGUAGCCGAGGAUCUAGAUUCCUGUAUAGCGCAGCGUCAUUUCGAAGAGGCUUAUAGUUUAUUAGAGAAAGCAAAAAUCUAUUUGAAGGAUGCCACCCCGACGCCAUUGUUGACGGACAUUCAGACGAAGGUAAACGAGAGAAGUCGAUCUCUGAUCAAUGUACUGACUAAAGAAUUGGAAGUAAGUGUAGAAGCAAAGUCCCUAUUGGGAGGCGGUUUGAGAAGACCGCGACGCGCGGUCAAACUUCUGAUACAAUUAAACAGAAGCACGCAAGCGUGCUAUUUGUAUCUGCGAUUGUGCAGCGCUGUGCUAAAAGCGCGGUUGAAGAGAAUUAAAGAAGAAGGUGCGACCGAGGAAAUUUACGUAAAGCAACUCAGCGCGAUCACCUUCAGCAAUAUAGCGGAGAUAAUGAAGGAAUUUCUCAAGAUCUUUCCACAAUCUACGAACUGCACUUCCGGUUUAAUUGUAUGGUGCAGUUACGAGGUAAAAGACUUAACGUCGCGCUUACUUAAGUGUCUCUUUGAACCGGAACUUCCGCUAAGUACAGUGGUAGAAUGCAUUGUUGCUGUUCGGAGUCAUUGCAGCCAGUUAACCCAACUUGGCAUGGAUAUACGCUAUCAGUUAGACGGUCAACUCAGAUCCGCAUUAUCCAAGACUAUAGAAAACGCUGGAGAAAAAUGUAUCACUUUGGCGAAACGUCAUAUAGCGGAGGAUACUUGGCGGCCGACCAAUCUGGAAACUAGUCAGAAUCUUGAGAAGUUGUUGUCGGAGCUUGAUGACUUUGGUGUUCAUGUACCGUCGUCAUACGUGACGAACGAUUGUUGGGUGCAACUGACGUACAACACGUUGACUUUUUCCAAGAUGUAUGUCAGACUGCUGGAAGACUGCCUUAGCAUAGUCACACCGGAACUUAUGUCUGUAAUAGAUAAAGUGCUUGUAUCUGUGAUGCGGGUCGAAGUUCAACAUCUGAUCAUCUCGCUUACAGAUCCGAAGUUGAAACAAGAGCGAAAAUUAGUGCAAAAUAACGCAGCUUACGUGCGAGAUGUUGUUAUUGUUCGUGGUCUGGAAUUAUAUAAAUCCGCGACAAAUCAAAAGUUCACGAAAUUGCUCACUCUGAAAGAACAGAUUGUUUUCGAAUCUCCGUCGCCUACGAAGCCAAAACCAGCCCCCAGAACUUCAAUUACUAAAUACUCGACCACGGAGUAUAUUUAACGGGAAUAAAGAUGUUACAUGAUGGCUCAAUUUACGGGCAAGAGAAAAAAAACUGUUACAAGAACAAGCGCUUACGUAUGAGCAUGUGUAUAUGCGAGAGUAUGUAUUAUAUUGUACAUAUGAGAGGCUUUUUUUGGUGUAGAUUAAGUACAUGUAUCGUAACAAGAUGAGAUAAGAGCAAGUUUGUGUAUAGCACAUUCAAGGUGCGCUCAGACAGGUAAUUAAUACCAUCAGUAAAAUUUACCAAUACCUCGUAGGAACAAAUAAUAAAUAAAUUCGAAAAUCUGACAAACUAGAAUAUCAGGUGACUCCUUUAAUAGAUGGUGCAUAUGUAUAUAUAUAUAUAUACAUACGUAUGUAUGUACAUAUAUAUUUAUAUACAGAAUGCACACAGUAAUAUG
Molecule: messenger RNA, 2804 nt
Organism: Pseudomyrmex gracilis
Lineage: Eukaryota; Metazoa; Arthropoda; Insecta; Hymenoptera; Formicidae
Gene: Exo84
Product: exocyst complex component 8
Exons: 8
Coding region: 262-2403 (713 amino acids)
Biological process (GO): Golgi to plasma membrane transport; exocytosis; intracellular protein localization
Cellular component (GO): exocyst
Source: RefSeq, a predicted model, not a curated record